AGGAAAAAAGAGAAGUUAAGAAAAAACUACCAUUCAUGUCUGCGUAUCACAAAAUAAAGAGGGCGAGAGAGAGCAGAAGAGAGGGUUUGGGUUAGGGCACGGCAAAUCUUCCCACCCCACCUCUCAAGCCCUUUCGAAUUUUUUCUUCAUUUUAACAAAUCCAGAAAGCAGAAUUGCGCGUUCGACGAGAAAACCCAAAAUUAUUCAAUCGUAGAUGCAUGCCUUAUUGCUUCCUUAGAAAUAUUUCCUGAAAAUCAAAUUGUAUUUUCAUCAUUAUGCGUGUGUAAAUGUGGCUUUUGGCAUAAAUUCUGGAAAUAUGAGUAGUCAAGUGCCUCCAGCGCCCAGGCGGAAUAGUUUGGUACAGAAACGAAACAUUUCAACUUUGAAGAAAUCUGUUAAUCAAUCUGACAAUGCCACCAAUCCUACUAGCCAGAGCAAGCCUUCUUCUCCACCUCACUCGUCUGUUGCUGGGGAGAGAACAGUGAAGAAGCUGAGGUUAUCGAAGGCACUGACAAUUCCGGAGGGAACCACCGUGUCUGAGGCAUGUCGGCGGAUGGCAGCGAGGCGAAUUGAUGCUGUUCUACUGACUGACGCAAAUGCCUUACUCUCUGGCAUAGUAACGGACAAGGAUAUUGCAACUAGGGUUAUAGCUGAGGAGUUGAGGCCUGAGCAAACAAUUAUUUCGAAGGUCAUGACCAGGAACCCCAUUUUUGUGACUGCAGAUUCGUUGGCUAUUGAAGCCCUUCAGAAGAUGGUGCAAGGUAAAUUCCGCCAUCUCCCUGUUGUGGAAAAUGGUGAAGUUAUUGCAUUGCUGGAUAUUACAAAAUGCCUUUUUGAUGCUAUAUCAAGGAUGGAGAAGGCUGCAGAACAGGGAAGUGCAAUUGCUGCAGCUGUUGAAGGAGUUGAACGACAGUGGGGGAACAACUUCUCGGCUCCAUCUGCAUUUAUAGAAACCCUGCGGGAGCUGAUAUUCAAGCCCUCUUUGUCAGCAAUUGUUUCUGAAAAUACCAAGGCGGCAAUCGUAUUCCCCUCAGAUCCUGUGUAUGUUGCUGCUAAGAGGAUGCGAGAAUUACGGGUCAACUCAGCUUUAAUUACUGUUGGAAACAAAAUUCAGGGGAUAUUAACCUCAAAAGAUAUUCUUAUGCGUGUUGUAGCACAAAAUCUAUCCCCUGAGCUGACACUGGUGGAAAAGGUAAUGACCUCAAACCCUGAAUGCGCAACAUUAGAGACAACAAUACUUGAAGCUCUGCAUAUAAUGCAUGAUGGGAAGUUUUUACACCUUCCUGUUCUAGAUAGAGAUGGAUGUGUUGCCGCCUGCAUAGAUGUAUUGCAGAUAACUCAUGCCGCUAUAUCUAUGGUGGAGAACAGCUCGGGUGCUGCCAAUGAAGUGGCCAAUACUAUGAUGCAGAAGUUUUGGGAUUCGGCACUUAACCUGGAGCCACCAGACGAUUAUGAUACGCUCAGUGAGAUGUCUAUGUCUCAAUUCAUGAUGUCCGAAGGGACAGAAGCUGGAAAAUCUGGAUAUCCAUCGUUGGGUCUUGGAAAUACAUUUGCUUUCAAAUUUGUUGACCUUAAAGGUCGUGUCCACAGAUUUAAUUUUGGCUCAGAGAGUUUACUGGAGCUUGUCACUGCAGUUAUGCAAAGAUUAGCUGUAGUAGAUGAACAAAAUCGUCCUCAACUUUUGUAUGAAGAUGAUGAAGGUGAUAAAGUUCUGCUGACAACUGAUAGUGAUCUUGUUGGUGCAGUUAGCCAUGCCAGAUCACUAGGACUAAAGGUCUUACGAUUGCAUCUAGAUUACUCUGAUGUAAACCAAGAAAAAUCAGUGCAACAAUUGAGUACUACCUCUGUAGAGAAAGAUGGAUGGGGUUCACUGCCCAUGGGGAUUUUUGCAGGCGCUGUUGUGCUUACAAGUGUUGGUGUAUUGGCCUACUUGAAGCGCACCAAUACAUGGUAAGCCAACUUUUAAGGAUUCUAUUCUGCUAAAAAGGCGAUAGAUUCCAUUGACUGAUGUGUAAAGCUCCCACAUGUUGAUGUGACAUAUUUUGGUGGCCUGACUUUUAUUAUUGGUAGAGAAGGGCAGUGUUUGAAGUGAUGGAUAGUGUCCAAACAGCUGAUAUAACAGUAGCUAUAAAGGAUGAAUUUUCUCCCAUUCCCAAUUGCCAACUGGUUAAGAGGGAAAAAAAGAAAAGGGAGAGAAAGGAGAAUUCAUCUGUCUAAGUUGCAGCAGUAUUCUCGUUAAUGUAAGUCACGUCACAUAUGUUGCUUGUUGGUCGAUUACUGUUGUAAAAACAGUUAAUCUUGGUGGAAUAUUUAACCAUUUCAUCUUAGUUUUGCUGGAGCUUGUAAAUUCUUCCGAAGUUCCAAGGGAUGAGUCACAAGUCGAGUACUGUGUA
Solanum dulcamara is the source of this 2393-nucleotide messenger RNA. Its product is annotated as CBS domain-containing protein CBSCBSPB3-like. The transcript is spliced from 14 exons. NCBI's taxonomy places the organism in Eukaryota, Viridiplantae, Streptophyta, Magnoliopsida, Solanales, Solanaceae. Bases 317 to 1954 code for a protein of 545 amino acids. The record is from RefSeq and is a predicted model, not a curated record. Gene Ontology annotation, molecular function: protein binding.